This is a messenger RNA of Perkinsus marinus ATCC 50983, 155 nucleotides long. RefSeq lists its product as hypothetical. Lineage: Eukaryota; Perkinsozoa; Perkinsida; Perkinsidae. The record is from RefSeq and is a predicted model, not a curated record. The annotation marks the transcript as partial. The transcript has a single exon.
GUCAUCUCCUUCAUUCGUCAUACAAAUCUAUUAUAUUACAGCAAAGAACGGUGAUAGCAGAACUGUUGACGUGCGGGCCACUGAUAUUCGAGUAUAUUGGUAAUGAUGCUGGUAACGAUGCUGGCAAUGGUGAUGGUGACGGUGAUACUGGACCA